UUAACACGUGGUUCAGAUGAGUGAAUGUGUUUGGUAUGUUUUUAAGAAACGAAGCGUGUUUGUUGAUUUUUUCUCUCCGUUUAUUUAAUGUAUUUGUUAUUAACGAGGUAAAAUAAUGAGUUGUGCUUGUAAAGGAAUAAGAGUUUGCCUCAUUUGCGAAAAAGAGAAGAAAGAAUUACACAGACCUGGCACAGAUUCUGAAAAUGUUGAAUACGCAUAUUGUUAUCUCUGUAAUCGUGCCUGGAAAAAUGAAAAUCCGUACGAAAUUGCUCAGAAUCAUCCGAAUCACUCGGGAGAAGAGUCUUUAACUGUAGAUGGAAUAAUGUUGAUACCCGAUUUCGUAACGGAAGCGGAAGAACAAAAUGUGACGAAAGAGAUCGAUAAUAUUCCUUGGAUUCCUUCUCAGUCUGGAAGGCGAAAGCAGGAUUUCGGGCCCAAAGUUAACUUUAAGAAAAAGAAAGUGAAAAUAGGAAAUUUCCAAGGUUUCCCUCAUUUCGUUUCGUUUUUAGCGAAACGUUUCGAAGAAAUCCCGUUACUACGCGACUUCGUACCGGUAGAACUGUGCAACUUAGAAUACGUUCCGGAAAGAGGAUCGUCCAUCGAUCGUCAUCUCGACGACUCGUGGUUGUGGGGAGAACGACUAGUCACCAUUAAUUUGCUUUCGAACACCGUCAUGACGUUGUCUCCCGUCUCGGAAUCUCCUCCGUGUUCCUCCAUUUUCGUUCCUCUGUAUCGACGUUCCCUUCUGGUGUUGCACGCGGAGGCUCGUAUCCGUUGGUAUCACGCCAUACACCGAAAACACGUGGAUUCUCGCCGAUUGGCCAUGACUUUCAGAGAACUUUCCAAAGAAUUUCUACCCGGAGGAGAGGAAGAAGAAAUGGGCAAACUCUUAUUAUCUUGCGCUAUUUAUAAAAAUACGGAUUUCUAUCGAAUCUCGUAAUUCCUCCGCAGUUUUAUUUUUCGACAAUACUUUUAAUUCGUUUCUAAGCUUUUGUAAAUAUGUAUUUAUUUUUACAACUGUAAACUGAGGACGUGUGUAUAAUCUUUGUAUAUUUUCGCCACCGUUUUUGGUAUGUGAAUUUUUUAAUAUACAGGCAGUCCGGAACAGUCAGACAUAAUAAAAUACUUCCGGAGCUAAGACGACAAUUUAAAAUCAAUAGGCAAAAUGCCCGAAUUGACGAACGAAAACGUAUUUAUUAAGGGUAUGAAGCAUAUAAGGAAUGGGAGUUGUCCGAAAGUCUAGAACUGCUUGUAACGCGAUUUUAAAAUCUGCUUAUACAUAGUUUUAAAAAGUUUGCUUCUAUAAUUAUUACGCAUUAAUAUAACGCCAUUUAGAAGAACUUAUCAAUAAAAAUGUUAUAAGAUUUGCUGUUUUUCUUCCCUUUCCUGUUCCUAAUUGAUGAGGAAAUCUUACCUUUGAAGAGGCAAUCUUUGUCUCCAAGUACUGCGAAAAAAUUCUUCUGUACAACAAAUAUUUAAUAUUCUUUGAAUUCAGGUAUUUUUGCUUUUAUCUUAGGCACCAAAACAAUACUCUGCAAGGAUUAGAAUAUAAUAAGCAUUUUUGGUUUUAUUGCUUUUCUCUCUACCACCACAAUUCCCAUUUUCUUAAGCAGCAGGUUUUGUGACGUUUGAAUCGUGAAUUAAUUAAUUAGAGCUGCUGCCAGUGCCAUGUUUUGUAAGUUGGAAAAUUCAUCUUCCAUGCACUUACAAUGAAUGACUUUUAUAACUGAAAAUGCACUUUUGUUUCUUUUAUACAUUUAAAAUCAAGUUGUUUUUCUAUUUUUCAGGAUAUUUAUUUGCUUCUCUAAUGAGACUUAAAUGAUUUGCACAUGAUAUUUGCAUGGAUAAAGUGGUCUGAUUAUCAAUUCUUUUAUUUAUUGUCUCCAGAAUUCCAUCUCACCAAUAAAAUAAACAUGUAAAUAUUUUUACAAAUUUCUUUUCUGGAAAAUGCUAUAAUUUAAAACAUAUUCAACUUUAUAAAAAGAUAAACUAUCCUUCCCUUAUCAAUCCUUCACCAAAGUGUUUCAUGUAUUGCUUUAACAGUAACUUGAGGAAACAACACAAGUACAGAAAUUAUCUGCAAACAGACCAAGUAUAAUGCUUGUCGCAAUAAAUUUCUGAAGGUUUAACGUAAUAAAACCAUACAAUAAAGAAGUAAAAAUAUCAUACAUCUAAUCCUUGAUUAUUAAUUAAUGUAAUUUUUUAAAAAUAAUACAAUAACUAAAGAAAAUGGUCAAACGACACAAGUUUUUUUAUAAAGUAACAAA
Centruroides sculpturatus (bark scorpion) is the source of this 2267-nucleotide messenger RNA. Its product is annotated as alpha-ketoglutarate-dependent dioxygenase alkB homolog 4-like. The transcript is spliced from 3 exons. The record is from RefSeq and is a predicted model, not a curated record. Lineage: Eukaryota; Metazoa; Arthropoda; Arachnida; Scorpiones; Buthidae. Gene Ontology annotation, biological process: oxidative demethylation. Bases 116 to 940 code for a protein of 274 amino acids. Gene Ontology annotation, molecular function: demethylase activity; oxidoreductase activity.